Messenger RNA from Frankliniella occidentalis (western flower thrips), 1751 nucleotides. Its product is annotated as gastrula zinc finger protein XlCGF57.1-like. NCBI's taxonomy places the organism in Eukaryota, Metazoa, Arthropoda, Insecta, Thysanoptera, Thripidae. The transcript is spliced from 2 exons. The record is from RefSeq and is a predicted model, not a curated record. Gene Ontology annotation, cellular component: nucleus. Bases 203 to 1468 code for a protein of 421 amino acids.
AGAGAGUGAGCCCGUUUGCGGUCUCUUCUUCUCUGCCUCACGCACACGCAGUCCGAGUGGGGAAGUCGCACAGAUAGGACGCCUCCGUGCGUGCAGCCGCGCAGCGCCCAUCAGCGACCGCCCUGUGUGUGUCUUCAGUGACAUCGCAAGUACAAGUCUUCAAGUGAUUACAACGACAUCGAGUAUCUCCUGUUGAGCCACCAUGCCAUUCCAAUGUGGCCUGUGCAACAAUGAGUUUUCUACUCAAAGCAAAUACGCCACUCACAUGAGAAUCCACACCGUAGAGAAGUCGUUCGAGUGUACAAUCUGCAACAAGAAAUUUACAACAAAGGGGUCGUGGCACCUACACAUGCAGGUUCAUACGGGGGAGUCGCCCUUUAAGUGUGCAUUCUGCAACAAGUUAUGUAUGGGAAGUGGCCCACUGCGCGAUCAUCUUCGGACCCACACAGGAGAAAGGCCCUUUGAGUGUACAAUGUGCCAAAUGGCAUUUUCGCAGAAGAGCCAAAUGACCCGACACCUCCGGACCCACACAGGAGAGAAGCCCUUCGCCUGUACAAUCUGCAGUAGGAAAUUUUCAGAAGCCAUCUCCUUGCGCGUACAUAUCCGGACGCAUACAGGGGAGAAGCCGGAGAAGCUCUACGAAUGUACAAUAUGCAAGAAGAAAUUUGCACAGAGGGGCCACUUGAGCCUGCAUCUCAGGACCCACACAGGAGAGACGCCCUUUGAGUGUACAAUCUGCAACAAGAAAUUUAAAACAGGUUUGCGUAGACAUCUUCGCACGCACACGCAAGAGAGGCCCUUUGAGUGUUCACUUUGCAACAAGAAAUUUAGAGAAAAGGGACACUUGCUUCAACACCUGUCGACCCACACAGGAGAGAAGCCCUUCGAGUGUUCAAUCUGCAACAAGAAAUUUCCAAGAAAUGGAUAUUUGCAAAUACACCUCGAGAGACACAAAGGAGAGAAACCUGUCGAGUGUUUCAUCUGCAACAAAAAAUUUGCAAUCAAUUUACAGCUGCGCGUACACCUCCGGAAUAACCAUACAGGAGAGAAGCCGCACAAGUGUACAAUAUGCGAGAUGACAUUUAAAAUGAAGGGCACCUUGAACAGACACCUCCGGACCCACACAGGAGAGAAGCCCUUCGAGUGCACAAUCUGCAACAAUAAAUUUGCAAGUACCACCACUUUACGCGCACAUCUCCGGACCCACACAGGCGAGACCCCAUAUGAGUGCACAAUCUGCAACAAGAAAUUUAAGUUUAGUGACAAUCUGCGCGCACAUCUGCGGAUCCACACGGGAGAGCGGCCCUACGAGUGUACACUCUGCCCCAAGAAAUUUGCACAACAGUCAUCUUUGGACUCACAUGGCUGGAGCCACACAGGCGUGAGGCCCUUUAAAUGUACCGUCUGUAACAAGACAUUUGCAAGAAGUAGCGCAUUGCUCAAACAUCUCUUGGUCCAUAUCCAAUAGAACCGCACUUCUAGUGAACAAUCUCAUCAAUAAAUUUGCGCAUAAUAAGUAUAGUCAAAAGUCAUGCACACCUGUAGGAAACCCCUCUCACAAUAGUAAAGGUCUGAACUGGAAGACUUAUAACGGUGCGCGUGCUUUGUUUGAAAACUCCCAGCUAAUCGGAAAAAGGGGGCAAUAUGAAAACUGAAUCUUGUUUAUAAUUAUUCAAAUAAGUGCAUCUUGUGAAUUAGGAAAUGUGUGUGAUCUUCUGUUUUGUAAAAAAAAAAAAUAAAAAAAAAAAAAA